Molecule: messenger RNA, 1620 nt
Organism: Condylostylus longicornis
Lineage: Eukaryota; Metazoa; Arthropoda; Insecta; Diptera; Dolichopodidae
Exons: 4
Coding region: 1-1620 (539 amino acids)
Source: RefSeq, a predicted model, not a curated record
AUGGGGGGAGAAGAUGCAUUCGCCUCUACAAGAUUCCUUGUUAUAUACUUGCAAGAUUCAAGGAGACAAUUCAUUACGAUUUAUGAAAUGCCCCAAUUUAUGAAAUGCCCCAAUGCAAUGCCUGUACGACAAUCAAGAUUGCAAUCAGGAAACCCUUCUCCAGAAAUUGAUCCAACUACUACAACAACAACAACCGCCACAACAACCACCACCUCAACAACCACCACCUCAACAACCACCACCACGACAACAACCACCACAACAACCACCACCACAACAACCAUCACCACAACAACCAUGACCACAACAACCACCACCACAACAACCACCACCACAACAACCACCACCACAACAACCACCACCACAACAACCACCACCACAACAACCACCACCACAACAACCACCACCACACAACAACCACCACACCAACAACCACCACACCAACAACCACCACACCAACAACCACCACACCAACAACCACCACAUCAACAACCACCACAUCAACAACCACCACACCAACAACCUCCACACCAACAACCACCACACCAACAACCACCACACCAACAACCACCACACCAACAACCACCACACCAACAACCACCACACCAACAACCACCACACCAACAACCACCACACCAACAACCACCACACCAACAACCACCACACCAACAACCACCACACCAACAACCACCACACCAACAACCACCACACCAACAACCACCACACCAACAACCACCACACCGACAACCGCUACACCGACAACCACCACACCGACAACCGCCACACCGACAACCACCACACCAACAACCACCACACCUACAACCACUACACCUACAACCACUACACCUACAACCGCCACACCCACCAUAUUACCCAUCACCACACUACCCAUCACCACACUGCCCAUCACCACACUGCCCAUCACCACAUUACCCACCACCACACCCACAGCGACAUCAAAGCCAACUACAAUGUCAACGACGUUCAGCACUUCGUCAACAACAACCACCGCCGCAACCACCGCCGCAACCACCGCCGCAACCACCGCCGCAACCACCGCCGCAACCACCGCCGCAACCACCGCCGCAACCACCGCCGCAACCACCGCCGCAACCACCGCCGCAACCACCGCCGCAACCACCGCCGCAACCACCGCCGCAACCACCGCCGCAACCACCGCCGCAACCACCGCCGCAACCACCGCCGCAACCACCGCCGCAACCACCGCCGCAACCACCGCCGCAACCACCGCCGCAACCACCGCCGCAACCACCGCCGCAACCACCGCCGCAACCACCGCCGCAACCACCGCCGCAACCACCACCACCACGACAUCAACGUCAACUACAACGUCAACUACAACGUCAACUACAGCGUCAACUACAACGUCAACUACAACGUCAACUACAGCGUCAACUACAACGUCAACUACAACGUCAACUACAACGUCAACUACAACGUCAACUACAACGUCAACUACAACGUCAACUACAACGUCAACUACAACGUCAACUACAACGUCAACUACAACGUCAACUACAACGUCAACUACAACGUCAACUACAACGUCAACUACAACGUCAACAACAACAUCCCCCCAAGAUAAUUCCUCGCAUGUAA